CCCUCUUCGGGCGCGCUCGGGCCGCCUUAGCGCUCCCCGCCCUCGAGCCGGGGUGCCGGAGCCGCCCGCCGCCCGUGGAGGAGGUGGAGGGAGCCGCAGGGGCCCGCCGAGGCGGCGGCGGCGGCAAGAUGGCGGACUUCCUGCCGUCGCGGUCCGUGCUGUCCGUGUGCUUCCCCGGCUGCGUGCUCACGAGCGGCGAGGCCGAGCAGCAGCGCAAGUCCAAGGAGAUCGACAAAUGCCUGUCGCGGGAGAAGACCUACGUGAAGCGGCUCGUGAAGAUCCUGCUGCUGGGCGCGGGCGAGAGCGGCAAGUCCACCUUCCUGAAGCAGAUGAGGAUCAUCCACGGGCAGGACUUCGACCAGCGCGCGCGCGAGGAGUUCCGCCCCACCAUCUACAGCAACGUGAUCAAAGGUAUGAGGGUGCUGGUAGAUGCUCGAGAGAAGCUUCAUAUUCCUUGGGGAGAUAAUGAAAACCAGCUACAUGGAGACAAGUUGAUGGCGUUUGACACCCGGGCCCCCUUGGCUGCCCAGGGAAUGGUGGAAACACGGGUCUUUUUACAAUAUCUUCCUGCUAUAAGAGCCUUAUGGGCAGACAGUGGUAUACAAAAUGCCUAUGACCGGCGACGAGAAUUCCAACUGGGUGAAUCUGUAAAAUAUUUCCUGGAUAACUUGGAUAAACUUGGAGAACCAGAUUACAUUCCAUCACAACAAGAUAUUCUUCUUGCCAGAAGACCCACCAAAGGCAUUCAUGAGUACGACUUUGAAAUUAAAAAUGUUCCUUUCAAAAUGGUUGAUGUAGGUGGUCAAAGAUCAGAAAGGAAACGUUGGUUUGAAUGCUUUGACAGUGUGACGUCAAUACUUUUUCUUGUUUCCUCAAGUGAAUUUGACCAGGUGCUUAUGGAAGAUCGACUGACCAAUCGCCUUACAGAAUCUCUGAACAUUUUCGAAACAAUCGUCAAUAACCGGGUUUUCAGCAAUGUCUCCAUAAUUCUUUUCUUAAACAAGACAGACUUGCUUGAGGAGAAGGUGCAAAUUGUGAGCAUCAAAGACUACUUCCUAGAAUUUGAAGGGGAUCCACACUGCUUAAGAGACGUCCAAAAAUUCCUGGUGGAAUGUUUCCGGAGCAAACGCCGGGACCAGCAGCAGAAGCCCUUAUACCACCACUUCACCACUGCUAUCAACACGGAGAACAUCCGCCUCGUUUUCCGCGACGUGAAGGACACCAUUCUUCACGACAACCUCAAGCAGCUUAUGCUACAGUGAUGUACAAAGACUUGCUAUUUUAAUACCUUUUGUGUUUUUGAUUGUUUUCUGUUUGUCUUGUCUUGUUUUUUAAAAUAGCAGUUUACAACAAGAAUUAGAAAAGUCUUGAUUCUGUGUUUAACUUUUGGGAAAUCUUAGUCCUGCGGCCUUUGGUUUGUGGCUGGACGCUGCUGAGUAACACAUUGCCAAUAUCCGCUGGAAUUCAGGCUUGGAUUGGUCUCGCCACGGCUCCCGCUCAUGUCCAGUUGUCAUUUCCUAGCCAACCUCAGGCUUCAAAUUCUUCCACCUUUUAAAAAGAGUUCUCUGUAGUGCCAAGUGUAGACGGCAUCCUUGAGUACAUGUAGGAAUGCCUUUAGGAAUUUAGGCUCUCGUGCAGGGAAGAGAUCUUCAGUCUGCCUUACACAGAGCAGGACACGCGCUGCCCAGCCUACCACUUCCUAUUGUGAAAGCACUGUUGGAAAAGGUUUUAUUGACAUCGGUCAAUUUACACGCAGGUUUAGCCUUCAUGUGUUCAUAAUUGCAUAUAUACGCAACAGUUGUUUUGUUACAAAAUUUCUAUGGUUUCUGAAGGCAAUGUUCUUAGUGUUUUAAAGUUUACAUAAGGAUUUCUAGUCUGGUCUGGUGGGAAUGGUACCAGGGAGCAAAUGCUAUAAUAGUGUCAAAGUAACGAGUGACCUACAGUUUGCCUUUUUCCUAUUUCCUGAUCAUGUGAUUUAAUGUUUCAUAUGUGAAAUAGUUUGGCCACAGCAGCAACUAAAAAUUGCAAGUGACUUGGUAACAAAUAAACGUAAUUGGUCCAGAAUGCCAUGUGGGUCACUCCUCAGUCCUGUCUUGGUUGACUUUGCUCCUUACUCAAGGAAAUCAGUGUCACAUCAUCACUUAUUUCUUUUGCUCUUCUGUCCCAUCCCCAGCAACAACAAACUGUGGCAUUUAAGGGAGUCUUCUGUUUAUUUGGAGCUUGCCAAGGGUAGUAUUUUCCUGUCAAACUAUUCAAGAAGGCAUUAUUUGAGAUUGCUGUUCAUUCUUGGUGUGUCUCUAAAAGAUACAGUAUGUACAUGUUUGUGUAAUUAUUGAUUAUGAGAUGCCAGCUUUAUCAAGGUACAUUUUCAAAUUUUAAGAAUGCUUAUAAGGAAAAGUAGUAAUUUUUUUAGUUCACACCUAAAGGUGAUUACAUUUGACCUCCCAUUGCUUAUCACAUUCAACCAUGCCGUGGAGUAGCUUGGAUUGCAGAUGGUGAGCAGAAUGGCUGGUGUGCAGGACUGCCUGUAGGUUUUAUGCAGUGUUCAAUUGGAUUCAAGAUACAGAUGUACAAAGCUGGUACAGUUUGCAAGAUCUGACAGCUUUUCUGCUUUUCCUAAAAAUUAUGAUUAAGACUGUGAUAUCUGUCACUUUACUGUAUAGCUGACUGUGUUCUCAGGUAUUUUAUUGGUCCUUGAAAGAUUGGUCAACAUUGUGGAUCACCUGUCCUUUCCUAGACAGUGGCUCUUGUCCUGUCUUGCUGUCAGGUAGGAGAGGUAGACCUUGCAGUGUGCUAACCAGGGAUUUGUUCUUGACAUCCUGGCUUUUUCUUGCAUUUGAAGUUUCACUGUCAUUACAUCCAUUUAAAUCUUAGUGUUUUCAUGCCUUUGUAAUACAUGAGCUUCAGACACACAGCCCAGCAUGGUAAUAAUGCAGGUAUUCAUAGCAUAAUUCGUGCAUGUUUUAAUAGUUCUAUUAGUGCUUCUUGCCAAAAAGGAUAGAGUAUAUUGUUUAAAUUUACAGGGUUAGCAUAACCCCAGUGCUAAUGAACAUCUGAGUAUGUGCACAGUACUAUUGGGCCUGUUUGGUAGAGCCUACUGUAAAUUUAGCUGAUAGUUUUAUUGAGUGGCCAAGACAAAUAUUUAACUACAGUGAAGGCUUCAGUCAGCUCCCUAUAGAAGGUUGACAACUUAGUCUUAUUGAAGCUAUUUUAAGAUCUGUGAUAAGCAUAAAUAUUGUCUGAUAAAGCAGAAAAUACCAAGUUUCCCUCUUUUUAGCUGCCACCAAGAAAUGUUAAAACACCAACUAGAUAUGGUGUCAUUUGCAGCUUUCUUCUGAUGUGUGCAAUGUCUCACAAUCAACAUUCUUUUAAAAUAGGAUUUAGAAUCUAUUUUGAGGCAAUAAAUUCUAUUUAAUUUAUCAGCCUUGCUUAGACCUUCAGUAGAACUAUGAGAUUCAACCUAUAGGCUUCAGUCCACGUUCUCCUGUGCUGUAUUUUAAAUUAUUUGAAAGGAAUCUCUUGCCUAUAUCAUGAAAGCCACAUCCUUUGAAUUCAAGUACCACUGUAUGAAAAAGAAGUUGGAAUUCAAUGAGCAGAACUGAGAAGGUGCUCUUACUUUUCACUGUGCUAACUUCCCCUGAUCUCUAAAAAAGUAACUCAGAUUUCAAGUUCUUUGAUGUAUUAAAUUUUCCAAAUCUUUGGUUAUGGUUUGGAAUAAAAUGUGCCUAUUUCUGUA
Marmota flaviventris (yellow-bellied marmot) is the source of this 3736-nucleotide messenger RNA. It is a transcript of the gene Gna13, whose product is annotated as G protein subunit alpha 13. The record is from RefSeq and is a predicted model, not a curated record. NCBI's taxonomy places the organism in Eukaryota, Metazoa, Chordata, Mammalia, Rodentia, Sciuridae. Gene Ontology annotation, biological process: adenylate cyclase-activating G protein-coupled receptor signaling pathway; Rho protein signal transduction. Gene Ontology annotation, cellular component: cytoplasm; brush border membrane; heterotrimeric G-protein complex. Gene Ontology annotation, molecular function: D5 dopamine receptor binding; guanyl nucleotide binding; G-protein beta/gamma-subunit complex binding.